Molecule: messenger RNA, 2676 nt
Organism: Pseudomyrmex gracilis
Lineage: Eukaryota; Metazoa; Arthropoda; Insecta; Hymenoptera; Formicidae
Exons: 5
Coding region: 1-2676 (891 amino acids)
Biological process (GO): DNA replication
Molecular function (GO): DNA binding; nucleotide binding; DNA-directed DNA polymerase activity
Source: RefSeq, a predicted model, not a curated record
AUGUAUUCUAGUGCUAAAGACACACAUCGACCGUCACAAUAUCCCGCGUACGCGAGCGUGUUGAACUUUGAUGGAAUAGAGUUUCCAAUGACAUUGCGCCAAAUCGCGCGUUUCGAACGCAACAACAACAAUGUGUUCGUAAACGUGUUUACGGCGGGGGAACAGGGACGCGGAUACGUGCCGUUGCAUCUCACGUCGAACAAGAAGGAGAAGCAUGGAAAUCUACUGUAUGUUCCCGAUCAACACAAUGAACACGUGGGACACUUUGCGUGGAUAAAAAAUUUAUCGCGUUUAGUCAGCUCGCAAUUGAGCAAAAUGAAGACAGCGAAGUAUAUAUGCGAUCGAUGUCUACACUACUUCUACACGAGUGAUAAGCUGAAGGUACACACCGUGGAUUGGACGGGUUCUAAUGGUGGUGUACGCCGACUUGGAGUACGUACUGGAGAAACAGGACAAAGAGGAGAACGCAUCGAGCGCGCACAAAUACAAAGACACAGCGUGUUCAGCAUCGGUUAUUACGCGAGCUGCGAGCACAUUGACAUCGGAUACAGAUCUCAUAGAGGCGAGAACUGUGUGCAGUGGUUCGUAAACAAACUGCACGAUCUCGCGAAACGUGCGAAGAACUUGUUCGCAACAAAUGUACCCAUGGCAAAUCUCACACCAGCGGAGUUCGAGCGGAUUACGAACGCCGAGUGUUGCAACAUCUGGGAACGACCGUUCGAGCGAGAUGACACAAGAGUGCGCAAUCACUGUCAUCUGACGGGACGUUUCAGAGGACCCGCGCACUCCGCGUGCAAUCUGAAUUACAAACAGGUCUACAUUGUUCCCGUUGUGUUCCACAACUUGUCGNGAUACGACGCGCAUUUUAUUAUCAAGGAUGUGGCCACCGCUUAUGAGGGCGAGAUCAACGUGCUGCCCGUGACAAAAGAGACCUACAUAUCGUUCACAAAACAUAAAUUUCUGAGCACAAGCUUAGAAAAGCUCGCGUUCUAUCUCGACAAGAGCGAACUGCGAAUGACUCGAACGGAAUUCAACGAUCUCUCCACCGAGAACUUCGAACUGCUCACGCGAAAAGGUGUGUUUCCAUACGAAUACGUGGACAGCGUUGACAAAUUGUUAAAAACAGGUUUGCCGCCGCGCGAGGCGUUUUACAGUUCGCUGACCGGCGAGACUGUGACGGAGAGUGAGUACGCGACAAAUGUCUGGCGACGAUUUAACAUCGACAAUUUGGGAUCUUACAGCAACCUGUAUCUGAAGACAGACGUUCUUUUGCUGGUUGAUGUAUUCGAAAACUGUCGUCGCGAGAGCCUCGCGAGUUACGGACUGAAUCCCGCGCACUACUACACGCUGCCAGGAUAUACAUGGGACGCCAUGUUGAAGUACACUCGUGUGACGUGUGAGCUGCUGACAGACAACGACAUGUUGAUGUUCGUGGAACGCGGCAUACGCGGCAGUUUGAGUCAAUGUUCAAACAGAUACGCCCGCGCCAACAACAGGUACGCGCAAUCGUACGAUCCAUCCGAACUGUCGUCGUAUCUGACGUACUACAACGUAAACAAUCUCUACGGAUGGGCGAUGUAUCAACCGCUUCCAUAUGGUAACUUUGCGUGGGUGGAGAACGCGUACGAGGUCGAUGGGACAACGGUCGCCGCGGACAGCGACGUUGGCUACAUCUUCGAGGUCGAUCUGACGUAUCCGAAAGAGCUGCACGACGCGGACAGAGAUCUACCCUUUUGUUUAACGCGUAAGGUGCCGCCUGGUAAACAUGGAAAGAAUCACGUCAAACUGCUCGCCACAGUGUUCAACAAGAAGCGAUUCGUAAAUGACUACCUGAACCUGCAGCAGUGUCUGCGAUACGGGAUUCGCCUGACGCGAAUACAUCGAAUACUGCGGUUCUCGCAAUCGCCUUGGCUGCGCGGAUACAUCGAACUGAAUACCCAAUUCUGCGCGAACGCCACCAACGAGUUUGCAACAAAUCUUUAUAAACUUAUGAACAACGCGGUGUUCGGCAAGACAAUGGAGAACGUGCGCAAGUACACCGACGUACGAUUUGUUACAAAAUGGGAAGAACGAUGCGGUGCGGAGGCGCUAAUUGCAAAACCAAACAUCCACAGCCGCAGCGUGUUCCCUGAAGAUUUAGUGGCAAUAGAACUGCGUCGUCUGGAAGUUUUAUUCAACAAACCGUUGUAUGUUGGUAUGUGCAUACUCGACAUAUUGAAGACCUGUCUGUAUGAAUUUUAUUACGACUACAUGGCGCCGUUGUACGGUUACGACUGCAAGAUCCUCUACACCGAUACCGAUAGUUUGAUAUACCACAUAAAGUGCGAGGACGUACCGGAACUUAUAAAGAAUGAGAACAACGGUGCUGUUAUGACGGAGUUUGUGGGUUUGCGCGCAAAGAUGACUCGAGUGGGCGACAGCAAGUGCACGAAGAAGGUGAAAGGUGUGAAGAGAAGCGUCGUCGCGAGAACGAUCACCUUCGACGACUACGUGCAAUGUCUGCGGAACGCAACCGAACUGACGCGACANCAGUCGUGCAUACGAUCUCGGUUGCACGAAGUGUUCACCAUGUCGGAACGGAAGCUCGCUCUGAGCCCGCACGACGACAAGCGGUACAUCAUCCAUGGAUCGACCGACACCUUACCGUGCCACUACAAGAUCCCUAACUUAGUCUAG